Molecule: messenger RNA, 5529 nt
Organism: Akanthomyces muscarius
Lineage: Eukaryota; Fungi; Ascomycota; Sordariomycetes; Hypocreales; Cordycipitaceae
Exons: 3
Coding region: 1-5529 (1842 amino acids)
Cellular component (GO): nucleus; cytoplasm
Molecular function (GO): protein binding
Source: RefSeq, a predicted model, not a curated record
AUGUCGCCAUUUACACCCAACGAACGCCAAAGGCGCAUUCUCCAGCUAUCUUCGGAAUGGGGCGUGACAAUUCCACCGGCCCCCAAAACCCUCACCAAGCCGCUGCAGCUUCCCGCGUUUCAGAGCCCCGGAGACGAUGACGCUGCCGAGAGCUUGAUGCAAAGGAGAGCAGCAGAUGCCGCGCAGCUUCGGCCCAAGGGUGGUCUCUCGCGCGCAUUUUCCACAAGCAAUUUGAAAAAGGGCAAGCAUUGGGAUCCUCGCGAAAUUGUAGAGGCUCUGGCCACACACGUCGCCAAUGGCGGCUCACCGGGCGUGGCCGAGGCCUUGAUUGCAAAGCUUUCUGCUGCAGGUGUCGACCUAGCAGGAAACCAGAAACAAAAGUCGGGCCUUUUGAGCCGCCGAAAAAGCGUGGAUCUUUUGCCAGACCGAGCCCGGCUGCUCCGUCUCGCCACCGAGAGCGGCAGCGUGGACAUGGUCCAGGUCUUGAUACCACAUGCUGACGCAUUGGCCAUCGAUGCUAGCGUUCCCGCUGCGAUCCGGAAAAGCGACAAUGCAAUUGUUGAAUUGCUAUUGAGGUACGGCGCCAACGUCGGUGAGACGGCCGACGGCCAAGAUGCUUUCCGCCAAGCUUGUACUACACACGGUCAGGCUGGUAUGAUUGGCAUGGUUCUUAACUCGGCGGGGCGACCUUCACCGGCCCUGAUAUCGCAGGCCAUGGGUGACGCUUCACGCUCAGGCUGCCUGGAUAACGUCAUACAACUUAGCCGUUCUGCUGGAGACGGCAACUACAAUCAAGGAGAGGCACUCAUCACGGCAGUCAAUAUGGGACGACGUGAUGUCGCCCUAGCCAUCAUCACGGGAAACAAGCCACCGCAGCCUUCGUCGCUCAACAGCGCAUUUAUCACGCUUUACUCACAUCCCUCCAUAAGUCCAGCUACCAAGCUCGAUAUCGCCGAGCUGUUGUUGUGCGCGGGUGCCUCAGGCGAGGCACCCGCAUUGGCCCUAGAACAGGCCUGCAAGUCGCAAUUUUAUGACAUGGUCUUUCUUCUAUCCUCCUACAACGUCUCCAUCGAAUACAACGAUGCAUCCGCGCUCAGGUAUGCCAUCAACAGCGGAGAGCUGGAGCUUGUCGAGACGUUGCUACGCAGCGCGGCGCCUUUGAACCCGCAAUACGCAUCCUCGUGUGUGGGCCUCAUCCCGAAGCAAGCUUCGUUCGAAGCACGAUAUUCUCUUCUGAUGCACCUCCUACGGCGCGGUGCCAAUGGACAUGCCCUGAGCCAGUGUUUGGUAGAUGCAGCGGAGUCGGGCGAUCUCAGCUCCGUUGACUUGCUUCUGAAUCCACGAUUUCCCCAGCAAAGUAAUGCAGUUUCAAACGGUGCGGCUUCGCCACUCAAUUCCCAUGCAGUGGCUUCGGCCGAUUAUCGUGAUGGCGAGGCUUUGCGAACUGCAGUGAUUCGAACCGACACCAUUCUCGCCCAGAAGCUCCUAAAAGCUCGUCCCUCGCCACAGACCAUCACAUCCGUCUUUCAGCUCACGCGAAAAUUGCCUCUGCAAGAACGUCACCAAAUGGUUAGCUUGUUUUUGGAGGGGUCUCUUUCUGGGGAUUGUCUCCAUGCCGCCCUGCAAGACGCGCUCGCGCCGCCUCAGUCUCAAAGAGAUGACAAUCUCAUUAAGCAGCUGGUUGCGAGUGGCGCUGAUAUAAAUUACAACUCUGGAGAAGGCCUCGUGCCUCUCAUCAAGCAAAUGGACUUGAAUCUCAUUGCAAUUAUGGGACCGAGUAUUUCUCCUCAGACGGCCGCCUCGCGUAUCCCAGAUACAAUGAAGGUCCCAGACCCUCGGUCAAGAUUCGAGAUGAUCAGCAUCUUUCUUAGUGCUGGCGCAGUAAUUGGUGCCUCAGAAGUGGCUACUGCAACUCUAGAAACACUAGCAGAGAAACCCGUGGACAUGUCACUUCUUCGGCUACUUCUGGAAACAGGCAGCGCUGAUAUCAAUGGCUGUGAUGGCACCAUUAUCACGAGAGCCAUCGAAAAUCCAGAUCCGAAGGUUCUUGAGCUGAUACUGUUUUAUGGGAACCCAUCAGCAUCGUCAAUAGCGCGUGGCUUGGACGCACUCGCCCCCAAGCUCUCAAACGAUGUCAAGAAGUGGAAGUUUGAGGCCAUUCUGUCCAAAUCGACGAAGACUCUCGACUUGAAUCGCGUACUUAUCCUUGAAGUACAGUCUAUUGUCGAGCACAAGGCUCUGCAGCCAAGCUUGGAUGUUCUGGAAAUGCUUCUGAACUAUGACGCAGACCCCAAUGCAUUCAACGCAUCUGCGCUAUGCCAUGCAGUUAUCGCGGCCGAUAAUCUAGUCAUCAACCACCUUCUGAAGAGCCGUAUAGCCCUCAAACCUACAUCCCUAGGCUGUGCUUUGCCACACGCGCUCCGUAUUGCUGAUCAAAUGGCACGCAAGUCCGUCACAGAGGCCCUCGUUGGAGGCGGAGCGCCGCCUAACGAGGUCAACAGAGCUCUCCAACAUGCUAUCAAAGUCCAUUCGCAAGAUAAGGAGCUCAUAGGGCUUCUUUGCUCCAAGGCAGAUACCGCAGACGGCGACGUGCUGUCUCUCGCUGUCGAGAAGGAAUCUCCAGAGCUAAUCUCGCUACUACUAAAAAGUGCAAGCUCUUCAUCUCAGGCACGUAGUAUCGCGCUCACACGGGCUAUGGAUAUUAAAACGCGAAAUGUGCGGCACGAUAUUUGCAAGCAGCUUUUGGCUUGUGGAGUCCCGGCUGACACUGCCUCCAUUGCUCUCCUGGUUGCCGCCCGCGACGGCGAUGUUGCUCUUGGCGACACAUUGAUGGCCCACGGCGCAAGCAACACCAAGAAUAACGGACAGGCCAUUAUUGAGGCCUGUCGUGGUGGGUCUAUUGACGUGCUCAAAGUCCUACUCAAACCAGAUGGCCAAACGUCAAAGAAGACGCUAAAUGAAGCGUUCCAGGCUGCCACCGAAGUACCUGAUCUGGAUAAACGCGCCGUCGUAUUCCAAUAUCUUCUCCGCUGCGGCGCCUCUGGGGAGUUUAUUGAUGCGCAGCUUCAGUCCGCGGCGAGGUAUGGCGAAGCGGGAGAAAGUCUUCUCAAAGUGCUCCUUGCGGCUGGAGCGGAUCCCAACUAUAACAGUGGUGAAGCCGUCGUUGCUGCUACGCGAAGUGCGUUUAUGCGCAGCUUGCAGCUACUUUUAGGUACAUGGGACGAUGGACAGAGUCAAAAACUACCGUCACAGCCGACGCUGGUACGCGCGCUGAAAGGGUCAUGGAGCCUUAACCGCGAUACACGCUAUGCCAUUGUUGAAGAUCUAAUCAAGGCCGGCCUGCAGCCCUGCGAGGACUUACACAUGGUUCUGAAUGAUGCGGUGAAUGAGGAAGACCCAGAAGAGCGGCUCGUCCGGCUACUUUUGGACAGUGGUGCAUCAGCUACCGCAAACAGCUGCAAGUCCUUGGUGGAUGCCGUGCAAAACAUGGCAUCUCCGUGUCUGUCACUCAUGCUCCAGCGGGACACUGCUCAGAAGCAUGUCAACCAUGCUUUCAAUGGAGCUUUUACAACAAAGACUAUCAACAAAUGGUUUACUCACAGAGGUCUCGAAACUGCACAGCUGCUACUAGAUAAGGGAGCAAGCGGAGAUGCCUUGAGCAACUCUUUAUUGAUGGUCAUGCAACGCUCAACGCCUGAAACCAUUGAUCUUGCAAAUGAAUUCGUCGAAAUUCUGGUCUCUCAUGGUGCCGAUGUCAACUACAACCGCGGCCAGCCUCUCCAACAGGCCGCGUCGGUGGCCAAUAUUGAGUGGACACGCAAGCUUCUUGGCUGCAAACCCACAUCGGAGACACUAUCUUUAGCAUUUCAGUGCAUAUUUGACACUGCGCUCAGCCAGGACGAAGUGCUCGCUCUAUUUAAACUCUUUGCCGAGUAUCGAGACGGCGAAGCCCGAAUAGAUGUCAUGGUGACGCUGCAAGGCUCCGAGCCAGUCUUGGUGCGCGCUAUGAAGCAAUAUCCACGAUCGCCUAUGAUCUUGUCAACACUCCUCGAGGCAGGCUAUUAUCAUGAUCAGCUCACCACGUAUACCUUGCAUCCGGACGUUGGUGAGGAGGAGGUCACACUACUAUCUUGGGCCAUUGCUCAGCCCCAGAAGCGCGUUAGUAAAGCCGUCAUUGAGCUUCUCAUUGAGCGAGGAGCCAAAGUCAACGUGGCAUCUUCCUUGUCUAAUUCCACUCCCUUGACGCUCGCCGUUUCGCAUCGACGCCCAGACGUGGUUAAGAUGCUUCUCAUUGAGGGCGCCGAAGUCGACGUCCUCGACUACAUGAACCGCACACCCCUCUCCAUGGCUACUGAAAUGGAAGGCGACGUCGCCGUCCAGAUCAUGUCGAGCAUUCUCGCCGCCGAGCCCCCCCGCGACGACGGCUCGCUGCACAACGCCGCGCGGGAGCUCAACUUGGCUGCCGUCCAAGUCCUGGUCCAGGCCGGCCACGAUCCCGAUUUCCCAAGCCCGCUCCACGACGGCCGCAGCGCGCUUGGAGAAGUCUGCUUGCGGGCUGCGACCGAUACCGAAAUGUCGCUCGAGCGCGAGCGGCUCACGCUAAAGGUCAUGACCUUUCUCAUUGACGCCGGAUCCGAUCUCGCCAUCCAGUCCAACGGCAAGCCGCUUCUGCACCUGUGCUUCGCCUCGUUCGCGCCCGUCGCCACAACACGAGCGCUUCUGAAGGCCGGCAUGUGGAAGCACAUCAACAAUCCCUUUAACCGUUGUACCGACGAGCACUAUACCUACUCGCCGACCAUGUACAUUUCCAAAGUCAUGCGCUCGCUGCCCUGCUGCGAGGAGCUCCUUGCUGUACUGCGCGCUAGCCGUGCCUCGGAUGCUUACUACGCCACCAGCGGCGAUGCGCAGCCUGACGACGCUAUCGGCCUCCCGGACGAUAUGGCCGCAGCGGAGCGUGCGCGCCGCGCCCGGAUCGAGCGGCUCACGCAUGAUACGGAAGAGCACGCCAUUGCGCUCGCGCGGCGCCGCGAGAUGGCCUCGGUCGAGCAGCAGAUUGCCGCGCAAAAGGCCGAGAUGGAGGACGCGCGGCGCCGGCGGCAGCACGGCGAUGAUCUAGGCGCGGUGCGCGCCCGCGCGCAGCUCGAGGAGGCGGUGGCCGCGACGACGCUCCAGCGGCGUCUCGCCGACCAACACGCCGUGACCGAAGCGGCCAUGAAUCGCACCCGCGCGCUCGCCGCGGCCGAGACGGACGCCGAGGACAAGCGCCAGCGCAAGGCCGUCGAGUGGGAGGCGCGCAUGAACAAGGAACGCACGGACAACAUGCGCGCUCUGAGCGCGAUCAAGAUUAGCGAGAGGGAGGAGCUGGAAAGGGUGGACCGCGGCGCGGAGCAGAGAAUAGCAAAGAGGAUCGAGGCGCAGAGGAAGCUGGUUGAGAGCCAGGAACGCCUGGCGGGGAGGUUAGCGAAUGGGCCGAGUGUUGGUGGUGGGCCUUCGAGACAGCAGAUUGGGUACGUGACGGAGAUGAAUUGA